AUCCAAAUCCUUAUUUCGGUCGCCUCAGAGGCAAUCAAACUUGAAAUGACUUCGCCUGUUUUCUCAAGUCGUGUUGUAAAAUUAGAUGGCAUUAAGUUUGAUCACAAAGAUUUUUUAGGGAAAGGUAGUUAUGGCUCAGUGCUUCGUGAUGGCUCAUUUAAAGGUCAAAAGGUAGCAAUAAAAAGAAUCGAGGUGAUCAAAGACACGGAUCUAUCGAUGGACGACCAGUUUAACACUCUGUCGCAGUUAGAUCAUCCGAAUGUUGUGAAACUUCUUCACUGUGAAGACGACAACGACUUUAGGUACUAUACAUUAGAAUCAUGUGUCGCCUCGUUAGGUCAACUGUUCUUGAAGUCAGAUGACUCUCAAAAAUACAAUGGACCCAUGCCACAUCAUGUCGAAGCACUGCUUCAAUUAGCUUUAGGUCUUGAACGCAUCCAUUCAAAGAAUUUAAUUCACGGAGACCUAAAACCAGAAAACGUCCUUAUUUCGGUGGGAUCUGCUGAGCAAGAUGAGAUAACUCUCAAAUGGGCAUAUUUUGGACUGACGAGACAUGCCGAUGAACGAGGAACAGAGACGAUAAAUCAAACAAGGGAUAACAACGCAUGGUUAGCGCCUGAGGUACUGUUGCUUAAGCUGAGCGGCAAUUCACAAGAAAACAAGUAUCAAAGUACCGUAAAAAGCGACAUCUUUGCACAAGGACUUGUUUUCGGUAGUCUAUGCUUAAAUGGCGAACACCUCUACGGUUCCAUGGAAAAUGAAAAUGAAAUUUCCGGCAAUAUAAUUCACAGAAAUCCCGUCAAUAUGCCAAAAAUGGAUCGCAAAUUACGUAACUGCUAUGAGGAUGAACUAUUUAAAAAGAUGUUGGAAAACGACCCUGCAAAAAGGAUGACAUCGAAGGAAGUUGUCGAUCAAUUGAAAUCCAUCAAGGAUAAGCUUGCUGGAAAAGAAAAAGAAUUGCUUCGAUUAUGUGGACGUGACACUCAGUUGGAUCUAACGGAGCAAAUCAAAAACUUAAUUCUUUUCGGAAUCAACUUAAAUGCAAAGGACAACGAUGGAAGUAAUGCGCUUCAUCUUUUGUGUCGCUACUAUUCAAGCUCAAAACUAAUCGACGCGAUUAAAAUCGUAAUCCAAAGCGGAAUCAACGUGAAUGCAAAGGACAAGUGCGGACGGAACGCACUUCAUUAUUUGUGUCGAUUCAAUUUAAGCUCAAACUUAAUCGACGCAAUCCAAAACUUGAUUCUAGCCGGAAUCAACGUGAACGAAAAAGGCAACAAUGGAUGGAAAGCACUUCAUUAUUUGUGUUUUUUCCAUUCAAGCCCAAAAUUAUUGAACGCAAUUGAAAGCUUGAUCAAGCACGGCAUCAACUUGAACGCAGAGGUCGAGGAUGGACAGAAUGCGCUCCAUCUUUUGUGUCAGGUAAAGGAUGGAAGCCCAAACUUUGUCGACGUUAUUCAACUCUUGAUUCAACACGGCAUCGACACGAACGCGAAAAAUAAAAAUGGAUGCAAUGCGCUCCAUUUUUUGUGUCAAAACAAUUCCAGCGCAUACUUGAGGGACGCAAUUAAACUCUUAAUCCGACAAGGAAUCGACGUGAAUGCAAAGGACAAGGAUGGACGGAACGCGCUUCAUUAUUUAUGUCGACACAAUUCAAGCACAAAUUUAAGGGACGCAAUUCAAAUCUUAUUCCAAUACGGAAUCGAUGUGAACGAAAAGGACAAUCAUGAAUGGAAUGCGCUCAAUUUCUUAGUUAGAAAUAGCAUGGAUAAAUACUUGAAAUCGGACGUCUUUAGAUUUUUAAUCCGACACGGGGUUCAGGUUCAUAAUGAAAAUGAUGAGACGAGUGCCAAGUUGUUUCAAGACUUCUUCAAAGAAAACGAAAAUAAUGGAAAAAAAUGUUUUGACUUUCUGGUAGAGGAAAAAAUCCGUCUGGGAUGGCACGACGCAUGUGAACAUUGCCAACAAAUACUGUCGAUUGAGGAAAGUCCCCGAGCAAGAUUAUGGCACCACCAAAUGUUUAGCAGCUGCUACCUAGUGUUUGAUUCUCUCAUGGAAGAAUUAGAAAAAUGGGCAAAAUCCUCAAUCAAUAAAUUUGGAGAAUCAGAGCUAGAUAUAAAAAACCCAACAGAAUGGCUACGUGGAAUAGCAGAAGAGUACCAGCAAAAUACAACUGACAAAAGCUACAAAGAGGACUUUGAAGUAAUGGCUGAUGUCAGUGAACAAGUCAAAGACGGAAACAACUCGAGUCAUUUUAACUGUGACAACUACGAACGCUAUUUGAGAUCCAUGUAUUCGAUCGCAGAAAUGACUGACUCAAAAGAGUCUAUGGGACAUAUAAAAUGGUGUUAUCUUUUACCUUUUGAUUAUCCUAUUGACUAUAGCAAUGAUAAGACAUCAAUCAAGCAAGCGAAAAUCGAAUGGGACAAAACGCUUUUUAGCUGGGCUCACAGGGAAACUGACAAAGAUUACGGAAAGUUUAUGACAGAGGAUGCGAACGACGGCUUCUUUUUGCCGAAAGAGUUCAAAUACAAGUGUCAUGGCGAGCUUUAAUAUAAUGUCUUUUUGGGGUGUAAAUUUAGGAAUAGAGUUCAUGUUUUGUUUAGAAUAACCACAUUUUAUCUCUCUCUAGUUUGUAGGUUUUUUCCCCUUAUGUAAAGGUUUAAAACACACUUGGUUUGUGUAGUAAAAUACACUGUUUAAAAGGCA
Daphnia magna is the source of this 2706-nucleotide messenger RNA. RefSeq lists its product as uncharacterized. Gene Ontology annotation, cellular component: IRE1-TRAF2-ASK1 complex. Gene Ontology annotation, molecular function: ATP binding; protein serine/threonine kinase activity; RNA endonuclease activity. NCBI's taxonomy places the organism in Eukaryota, Metazoa, Arthropoda, Branchiopoda, Diplostraca, Daphniidae. The record is from RefSeq and is a predicted model, not a curated record. The transcript has 5 exons. Gene Ontology annotation, biological process: protein phosphorylation; IRE1-mediated unfolded protein response; intrinsic apoptotic signaling pathway in response to endoplasmic reticulum stress. Bases 46 to 2550 code for a protein of 834 amino acids.